AUGGAGACGAUCAAGUAUACACUAAAUACCAAUAACUUGAAAUCUCCAAGAAUAUACGUUUUAACGCCAGAGGAAAUACCCUUGGGGAAAAAAUAUAAAUACGGCCAAAAUAGGACAUUUAGGACGAGAUUCAUUGAAGACAAGGGUAUUGUACAGAAGCUAGCAUUUGAGACGGAGGUUGAAGAGCUAAAUACUCCAGCGAGGAAUUUCAUAUUGAGAGGCGAGGAAUCAGCUGAAACUCUGAAAUUUGAUUCUCUCGGAAAAGGAGGGUUUGGAUCUGUCUUUCUUGCAGUUUCUAACAAUCGACUAGUUGCCUGCAAAGUGAUAAAACUUGGAUCAGCUAACAGCUGCAUCACAUUCCAGAGAGAACGCAAUGCACUCGGGCUCCAGCACAAACAUGUGGUUGAAACCCUUUCAGUGGUCCAAGGACCAAAGGCUGGAAUCAUUAUCAUGGAGAAGGCAAACAACGUCAACCUUCAAGAAGUUUUGGAUGGUGGCCUGCUGAAAUCUGAUCGGGCAAAGAUUCGUUGCAUUAGUGAGCUCUGCUUCGCGCUCCAGUACUUACAUGAACACAACAUCCUCCACUUGGACGUGAAACCCUUGAAUAUGCUGAUUGGGAGAGAUGGCAGCAUGAAGUUGGCCGACUUUGGGAACUCCUCUCUGGCCAACGGCUUUGGAAAUUUUUACAGCAUGGGCACUGUCAGGUACACGGAUCCCAUGAUUUUUAAAAACAAGAAAGCCACGACAAAAUCUGAUGUUUACUCUGUUGGGAUCACCAUGUGGCAGUUGGUGUUCAAUACGGUUCCUUACAAGGGCAUAGCCAAUGAUGGAAGUCUGAUGUACCAGAUUGUGAGGAAUCAUCUGCGUCCUACACCAAAUGAACACGAUCCUGCAAGAAGAAGCUGCGGACUUCGAGUCUUUGAGGAAACUUUUAAGUGCUGUUGGAACAAAGAACCUGAUUGUCGACCAACAUUGGACGUGAUUCUGAGAAAUAUGCAAGCGAGCAUGCGCUGCGUGGGCCCUGAUGACAAGUGGGUUGAGGGAAUACAUUAAACU
Messenger RNA from Cloeon dipterum, 1056 nucleotides. RefSeq names its product Mos oncogene (gene Mos). Gene Ontology annotation, cellular component: cytoplasm. Gene Ontology annotation, biological process: protein phosphorylation; signal transduction; positive regulation of MAPK cascade. Lineage: Eukaryota; Metazoa; Arthropoda; Insecta; Ephemeroptera; Baetidae. Gene Ontology annotation, molecular function: protein kinase activity; ATP binding. The record is from RefSeq and is a predicted model, not a curated record. The transcript has 7 exons. The coding region runs from base 1 to 1053 and encodes 350 amino acids.